Messenger RNA from Amoebophrya sp. A25, 404 nucleotides. NCBI's taxonomy places the organism in Eukaryota, Dinophyceae, Syndiniales, Amoebophryaceae. The record is from the annotation of a GenBank genome assembly.
CGGAUGUCCUGAUGAUUUUAAGAUGAUAUCUCCUAGUAUUAAGGCUCAGCUUUCAAUGGUCAUUGGGGUUGGUCACUGAGAUCCCUCUUGAGAAAACAGGGGAAAAUGAAGGAAAAGCAAAGGGAGAGGCAUGGGGCCCAUUUCUUUCAGAGUCAGUGACCAUUGAAUGCUGAGCUUUAAUAGUAGGCGUGCACGAAAGCACGGAGAAACCCAUUCUUUAUUUAGGAGUAUAAGGGCAGAUACUUAUGACCAUUUUCCGAAGGACGACAAGCAUUACGUAGAGGAUCGCGGUCGCGGUCGCCCCUUUUCUACAAUGGGACAGCAAACAUCGGAGAUAGGAGAUUUGCAGUCUGAGUCUCCUCUGUCUGAAGAUGAUUGGUCACUAGACCCGGAAUAUCAAUCGG